This is a messenger RNA of Caenorhabditis auriculariae, 8559 nucleotides long. The record is from the annotation of a GenBank genome assembly. NCBI's taxonomy places the organism in Eukaryota, Metazoa, Nematoda, Chromadorea, Rhabditida, Rhabditidae.
AUGAAAUAUUUCCGCUACGCACUUUUAUUGGCAGCCACCUUGUCGAUUUCAUUCAUAUACAGUAAUCGAGUGGCUUUUAGUAUUACGGUACUUUGUCAGAAGGAGCAAUAUAAGACGACUGGUGAGUUUUGAACGGGAUUCAUGGAUUUUGAAGUUUGAAACGUUUAUAGUUUGCUCAAAGGCCGCUGAGUUUUUGAAUUUGCAUAGAUCAUUUUCCUUGAGUUCUUGGAGCGAAUAGACUUUUUCAAGACACUGGCAAAAGGAAGAAAUUUCAUGAGCAGUUCCUUUUUUUUUUCUGAUGUAUGAUCUUGAUGAAAACGAUUUUUUAUUGUAGAUAGUUUUUUGCGAACAGCUCAUUUCUUUUAUAGUUUUGGUUUCUGCGCUUUCCUCUUAAACACUGGAAGCUGUGUCGAUCAUGACUAAAUUUAAAUUUCUAAAAAUUUAGAGCUUUUUGGAUUCAAAUGGUCUUUUUUUCCCAGAAAACUACUACUUACUCGAUAAGACCGCCGAGAAAUGGAUGUUCACAAUCACUGCUUUGGGCAUGUUUGUCGGCCCGAUCCCAUUGUAUUUUGUGUACAAAUUGGAUACUCGGUAUGAUUAUUCGGGCAUAGUCUGAAUGGUAUAUAAAGACCGCUAAAUGGGAGAGGCUCAUGAAAAGGUCGCAGAAAGGCAGCUAAAGAAGCCCUUUUAUCGAGCCUUCUAUCUUUUCUACAAUUUUAAAAGCUUACGUAGUAGCGCGACACCAAAAAGGAGCCUUCGUCAUCGUGAAAGGAACAUUUCCAUGAAACCUUCCUGAUCCUUUCCCACUUUCCCUAUGUAUAUCUUUUUAAAAAUCAAUUAAAACAUUUCUUCGAUUCUCAGGAUUUUAAUCAUUUUCUACGCGACGUUAGCCUUCCUUUCCUGUGCCCUUUUUCCAUUGGCUGAUUCUUUUGGAUUCAUGCCAGCUUUAUUCUGCAGGUUUCUGUCGGUUGGUAUUUUCCAAUGAAGUUGUUCGAGAGAACAAUAUAUUUUAAUUAAUUAAAAUUCAUAAAAAAAUGCUGUUAAUGUUAAAUUAUUGAAUUUUUUUCUGAAAAACGAACUCAAUUCUUAAAGCCAUCGCGAUAAUUAUCAAAGAACAUGAAAUAUAUCAAUUUCCAGGUAUUCAAAGAAUCUUUAGAUUGAUUUGAUCUUUGAAAAAUAUGAAUGAAAAAAAAAUUGCCGACUUUAAUUAAAAACAUAAAGCUUUUUGAAAAUUGCCAAAUUAUUUCAAGUUUUGGUCCAUGAACUUUUUCUAUAAUUAGAAUUUCCGUGGAUUUUGUGUGAUUUUGGAGUUUAGGGAGUCGCUCAGGCGGUCCAGCUCAACUUUAUCAAUGAAGUUGCUCAAAGAUGGGCUCCAGAAGCGGAAAUUUCACUUUUCGUGGCCGUUCUACUCGCCACAGCUCACGUUUCACGAGGACCUUCGAAAAAAUCCAUUCAUAUAUUUUCUAGUUCGGUCCUUUGUUCAUCAUGAUUUUUGGCGGAGAAAUGUGCGAAUCUUCGUGGUUCGGCUGGGAAUGGACCUAUUAUUUCCUGGCCAUUUUGAUAUUUUCAUCAACCGCUGUUUUCAUCAUCCUCUACACAGAUGAAGUCCACAUGAAUAGGUUUCAAUUUUUCCUGAGUAUUUUUUGUGAGAACACUAAAUAAGGUUCGUGGAGGGUGACGAGAAGAAGCUGAUCUUGGCCGGAAAACAGCCGGAAAAAGAAAAACCGUCGGUUCCUUGGAGGCCUUUGCUCGAAGAUCCCACCAUUUGGGCUAUAAUUAUCCUCUUUUGCGGAUUCUACUUUGGCAUGAUCAUUUAUCAGCAAUAUAGCCCGAUUUUCUUCAGAGAGGUUAGCGAUUUUGCUUCCUGAAGCCCUUCUGAAAAUACUCUGAGUUUGUAGAAUCUGGAGAAACUCCCAGUUAAACUUUCUGAGUAAAAUCAUGUCUAAGAUUGAUAAAAUUAAAGACUAAGUGGACUCACCGAAUUAUAUUGUUAUCAAACGUCUUAACGUCUAGUAGACAGUGAUUUUGAGUAUAUCUCUUUUUUUAGGAAGCAAAACUAGGACGAUGAAUAACGUGGAAAAUUGGAUAAAAUGCGAGAAGUUCUAUCAAAUUAAUACUUUCUGAAAAUCACUUAGUUGAGAUAGAAACUUUAAGAACUUCAACCUUCUAUCUUUUUCCAUCAUUCCAUUUGUAGGUACUCCAUUUUCCGGUCCGUUCCAGCGGCUAUUUCGCUGCGAUUCCAAUGAUAUUCGCCAUCAUUGUGAAAGUGAUUGUCGCUAAAAUGAUAGGUAAAUUAUUGCUUUGGCCGCACUUGGAAUAGCUCGAAGGUUUACGGUAGCGUGGCGAUUAUAUCCGUUUAAGGCCAACUUGACUUGAAGAAGUUUGCUGUGAUGCUUUUCUGCGCUAGUAGUUACGGGUCGAGCGCAAAAUCCUUUCUGGAAGCGUUUUUUAAAGCACUAAACUUCAAUUUUUAGACUCUGACCCUUUUCAAAUCGGAAAAUCGUGGUCCCUCGCCUUGCCUCUCGUUAUUUUAGAGUUCGUCAGUUCUGUUUUAAUUAUCUUGGCUGGAAUUGUAAGAUAUUCUACGUGUUAAACCAUAUGACGCAUGAUUUUCUAAGCUGAUCGAGGCUCGACACGCCGUUUUGAUCCUCGACAUGGCAUUUGCUUCGAUCCACUUCUUCGUCCCUAUUAUCACUAGCCGAGCUUUUCAGAUUGUUAGUUUCAAUUGAUUCCCAAAUUUUUCUUUGUAAUUCAAUAUCAAAAAAGUAUAUUUCAGAGAGCCGGCCCUACAGCUCACUUUGCCAUCAAUAUUUCGGUUGUUUUGAGUUCAAUUGUCCAUAUUUUGAUCCCAUUUUUGGUUGACUUCGUAGCGCCCAACAACACGAAACAGGAGGUUUUCAAUUUUCACGAGUUUCGAAUUUAAUUCGGAAAUCAAAUUUUUUCAGUGGGCCACCAUGUUCUUCAUCGUCGCCUUCGUUAUCCUGAUCACUACGGGAAUCUACUUGUUUUUCUCGGAUUUGAAGCCCGCGCCGUGGUUGGGGCGACUCGAAACUGUGACUCCGCCCAUUUAUAUGUCUCAGUUGAGUAAAAGUUUGAAAUGAACUUGCGAGGGGGGAGAAAAGUUGGAGAAAAUAGUUUGUGAAUAAAAACUGGAUACGACGAAUUUUAUAAAUGUUUUUCAAGAUGGUCUUUUUCAAACUUUGUAAUUUCAAGUUAAAAAGUUCACAAGGUAGGUCUUUUUUUUCGUGUGUCUGAGAAUUUUCUGAAAACUGGCCAACUUACUUCUUGAUGAUGUACUGGAAGAGAAUCCUGAGAGUCUCAACCUCCAAAACUUCUUAGUUUUCGAGAAACAAGGGCUCAAAGUCCCAAAAUGACCAAAUUCAACUGUUUUUGAUGGUUUUUUUUUUACUUUGAGACGUUUUUUCCCGAAAAGUAGAAUUUAUUUAAGGCUUCCAGAACCUUCAUGAUUCAUAUCAAGGAGUUUUCUGAUCAAUUUUCAGAAAAAUUGCAGCCGCAAAGACCUUCCUUGUGAGAAGGAGCCAAAAAUGAGGUCAGGUCCAUUUUUGCUGUCAACCUAUCGAUAUAAUCCUUGGCUUUUCAAACAUAGUCGUUUUCAUCAUUCCUAACGACAGACUACAAGUUCAGUAAUGAAAAAAAAAUCUUUCUAAUUUUCGUUUGUUUUGCUAUUCGACUCUUUUAUUUUUAGUUAGCAACCUGUUUUUUUUUCGACUCUUUCGGUCUUCGGUUUGAACCUUACCAACAAUCAUUCGAUUAUCCAUUCCAUGUCUCACUCAAAACAAUCAAAAGGUAGCGAUAAGGUGUGUUAUUCGUAUUUUGUGAUGUCGCCGGUGACCCUCCUUGCCGUCUCCCUGCUCAUCUAUCUCCUUUUCAAGCAUUUCAAAAAACGCUCCGAGUAUCCGAAAGGUUCGAACUUCAGUGCAAUCAACUUGAAGUUGACACACAAACGUUUUGAUAGGACCCAUCCCGAUCCCACUUUUUGGAAAUCUGCCGGAGAUUUUCGCCGUCGCCAGUGCUACCGGUGGAAUCGUUCCCGCUUUCAAUCACUUUAAAAAGGUAAAACAACUCAAGGGCCCAUCAAAAUUGAGUUAGAAUCAAAAUAGUGUACUCCACUGCGAAAACUUGCAAGACUUUAAAAAAGCGUCAAUUAUUCAAAGUUUUAGCCCCGAUUAUGAAUUCAGGCUUUGAAUUCAGAAACGAGCCUAGAACCUGUUCAAAAAAAACAAGUUUCAAAUUUUGAGCAAACCAUUGCGUAGAGGAAGAGUUAUGAGUGUGCAAUAGAGAUAUGAUAGGCUAUUCUUAACUUUUCAACUUACACAAAGUAAAUCAAAAAAGUGUAGUUUGACGAUUUUGAGAGCCCGUAGAUAUUCUCCAUCAGCAAGGACUUCUACAGAAAUAUGGACGAGUGUUCACCUUAUGGAUCGGGCCGAUCCCGACGGUCCACAUCUGCGACUACGAACUGGCCUUCGAGACUAUGACGACCAGAGGCGCCGAAUUCGGAACUCGGUCUCUUCCUGGUGUUCUCAACGAUAUUCGCUGUAUGACUUCUAUUCCUUGGAUAAGUGUAACGUGUAGUCCCAUCUCCCUAUGAAAAAAAAAAUGAUAAGGAUCAAAUUGUUAAACAGUCGGCCGUGGAGUUCUCGCGUCGAAUGGCGAGUUUUGGAUGGAGCACAGAAGAUUCGCUCUUUUCACCCUUCGAAACUUUGGCGUUGGCCGAAACGUUAUGGAACGUCGGAUUAUGGAUGAGGUUCAUCAGAGGUACAGGAAUACUCACAAAAACAUUCAAAAACAGCGAUAUCUUGACAAAGCUUCCUAACGAAAAAUUAAAACGUUUCUCUUUUUUCUGGAAGUUUGCUACGAGAAAAUUUGAGAAAGAUUACUUUUUUUGCCAAGGGCUAUGAAAACUUGUAACUUUUGAAUUUCAAAAGCUUCCAUCUUCAAUGAAAUUUGUAACUUUUUUCACUGAUUCGAUAAAGUCGUGUAAAUAUUACAAGACUUUUUUAUAGUCUGUGUGCCAAGACUUGGAAUUUCACCGAACGACAUUCCGCUGUUCCGCUGCGUCUCGCAGCGUCUUUGCGAGCCUCGACCUCGCUUUGAGUUGGUUCUAAUGUCAUAGAUGGACUGUUCCACUAGGAACACGUGUUGUUCGAGUUCUCAAACAAAAUGAAAAAUUAAAAGCGCGGCCGAGCACGCAGCGGUACAGCGGAAUGUCGUUCGGUGAAAUUCCAAGUCGUGGUACACAGACUGCAACUUGGAAAUUAAACAAAGAACUUUAAAAGUUUACGCGAGAUUCAAAUUGAAUCUAAAAAUUUUUAUUCCAAGUCUUCAAUACUGAGUUUUUUCUUUCACUUUGAACUGAACUCGUGGAACUUCAUGAAUAUUUAAAUAGAAUUUAUAAAAUUUACACAUUCCAAGCUUGAUUAUUUAACUCAGGUUCACCUACCUCAACGAGAAAAACGUUAGAAUAAAAGACAAUUCUGUGGAUGUUGUCAAGUUCUUCGAUCUCCUCGUUGGCAGCAUCAUCAACAGUAUGCUUUUUUCGGAAAGAUUUGAGGCGGUAGUCGACUUUUUCCCGAACGGAAACAUUUAUGGUUCUCAGAACGAUAAGACGUUCGCCGAAUUGAAACGGCUCCUCGACGAAUCUCUUCAGGAAUUCAAUCUGUUGGAUUUAUUCGCUCCGAUGUGGCUCAUGAAAUCUCCCUUGUUGAGAUGGAGGUUUGUGAGAAGAACCAACUCAAAUAUAAGCAAUUGGACAAAAAAUAGGAACUUUAAGAUAACAAGUUCGAAAAAAUAGAGAUUUUGUUGCUAUGAAGAAAGUACAAGCAUACGUUCAGGUACAACUGCUUGAUGGGCCCAUUCCACGGAAUAGUAAACGUCGUCAAAAGACAGAUCGCGGCUAGGUAAGCUAUAAAAAGUCCUUAAAGUUGAGAGGGUUUUUGAGAACUUAGUCCUCUAGGGAAAAUUCGAAAACUCAAGAAAUUGGCCAUGAGGUUGAUGAGAUUCACAAUAUUCAUAAAAGUUCGUAAAACUCACUUAUCAAGAAUAGCGAAAACACCAAAUUUCUAUAUAGCCUGUGUACUACGACUUGGAAUUUCACCAAACGACAUUCCGCUGUACGGCUGCGUGACUUUGCGAACCUUGGUCGCGCUUUUAGUUCUUUUCUUUUAUUAAGGUACUCUACUUUCAUGAGCUUCCACAGAAUUAACAAUCAAUUGAAAACGUGACCUAUAUUCGAAAGGCGCUUCGCGAACGCACGCAGCGGAACAGCGGAAUGUCGUUACGUGAGAUUUCAAGUCGUGGCACACAGAAUAUAGUUUUAUUUUAUUUUCUCAGGGUUGAGGAGAUCGAGCAGGGACGUCAUGUGAUCGCCGAUGACCCUGAUGAUUUCGUGGAUGCGUAUCUUUUGAAAAUGCAGAAAAACAAGGAAAACGGCGAAGAAUCUUCGACUUUUGAGUGGGUUCGAGACAAUAUUUAUAUGAUAUUCAGCCUCAAAAAUCAUCUCAAUAAAAUUGAAGUCAAGAGUUUUGCAGCUACACAAAAAAAAUUUAAAUUUCUCACUAGUAAGGUAAUUUUGUGCUCUGAUAACGAUGUUUUCUGAAAUUGAAAUUUAAAAUAUAAUCAUGAAAUAACUAUUUGAGCGUUCAUUCAUUUGUUUUAGGAGUUUUUAGGUAUUUCUCUCAUGAAUUUUAUGAUUUUGGUGCCUAAUUAAUCUCGUAUUGUUCAGCCUGGAGAACUUGUCCAUAGAUUUACUGGAUCUAUGGAUUGCCGGUCAAGAAACUACGACGACUACGUUAGUUUGGGCCACCGUCUUGUUACUGAAUCAUCCUAAGGUAUGAAUUCAUCCUUUUCGGAUAAUGGGAGGCGAAAAGAGUUGGAAGUUGCGUCUUACAUUUUUCUGAAGAUGCAAAGAUCCUGUAAGGCUGAAUUAAACAAACUUCGAGGUACUACUUGAGAGAUGCAUUUGCUUUCAUUGAAACCAUUAUAAAUUUACUGAGGAACCGCUUGAGUACUUAGGAAAAAGAUUUCAAACUACAUUUCUUAAGAGACUACUUUAGUUUUCCACGUUUGAAAACAGUUCUAAGUUUGCAAUCUUUUUAAGGAAACCUGUGUAGAAUUUUCGAGUUACAGCUUCAAUGAGUGACCUUUUAAGUGAGGAUUCCAAUUAUUUUGAUUACCAAGAUCAAAAAAAUUCUGUUUUUGGCACUUUUUCUUUAAGGUAAAAAUAGAAGAAUUCGUUUGGAGGUCCAAAAAAAAACGUGAAAAAUUUAACUCUUACUUGAAGCCCCUUUCUACUUUUCUGUCGUUAUAAAUGGUCUUGAAAGGAAGAAGAACGCGUGAGACGGGAACUACUGUCGGUGACCGGCGGCAGAGAUUUAUCUUUGUCGGAUCGUUCCGCAACACCCAAUCUCAACGCUUUGAUUGCGGUAAAUGCCUUCACAAAAGCAAAAUAAAGUAAAUGAAAUUCCAGGAGGUCCAACGAAUCGCUUCGAUUCUGAACAUUAACUUGCUUCGUUGUGUUAAUAAGGUAAACUUGAAAAUCAAUAUUAAAAAGUGCUCCAAUUUAUCAAAAAAAUUAAUGAUUUUUUUACCCCGUGGCAUUGCAAAGAAUGAUGUGAUGCUUCGCGGCAUAUUUCAAUGGCCCCGAACAAAAAAUACCUUCGCGUUUUAGCCUUUAGUAUGACAGGGCAAUAGUCGCAUCAGGUCGGGCGCAUCUUCUGCGACAGAGAGAAAUUCCUACCGCCAGAAACGUAGUUCAAAUCCAACGCUUGGAGUUUCUCCAAAAUUUAUUCUAUUAAAGUUAUAAGCUCGCGGAAAAUCUUCAGUAAAACGACCGAAUUCACAAAAAUGAAAGUUCGCACGUUCUUUUUUUGUUUUUGAUAAAAUUUUUUGGAGUUUUUAACCGCUUUAUAAAAUUAGGACACAACUAUUGAUGGACAGCCCCUGGCCGCGGGAACUGUCGUCACGGCCCAACUUUCUGCAAUACAUACAGAUGAGACGCUUUUUGAAGACUCUCAUGAGGUUUUAGGAUGGCUUUCGGAAAUCUGUGACAGUUUGGAAAUGAUUUUCAGUUCAAGCCAAGCCGAUUCCUGAAGAAUCCCAAGCUGGAGCCCAAGCUCAUACCGUUCGGAAUCGGGAAGCGAGUUUGUUUGGGAGAAUCUUUGGCGAGGGCCGAACUGUACUUGGUUCGUUUUGAUGGCAUACAAAUUGUUUUUCUUCGGUACAAAGAUAAUUAGCUAGAUAUGAAUAUUUGUGAUCGAUUUCCAAGAGACUUUUGAAUUGAAAAAAAAAUAAUUACCUCUGAAAUUUUUAAGUGUCUUGAUCACAUUUGAACCAAUUUUUGGUAGACUCGACGCGUCUCAAUGAUUCAUACCGAAAUUGAUAACUUUCUGAUUUUAGAUCUUGGGCAACCUUCUACUACGCUACCGUCUGAAACCAGAAGGCGCCUUGCCCAGCACAAAAGAAACGUCGCCAUUUGGAAUGAUGAAGAGGCCCAUGAAAUGUCGCGCCUUCUUCGAGCCGAUUCCCGCAGAUUUUCAAUGA